Messenger RNA from Pimephales promelas (fathead minnow), 5835 nucleotides. The record is from RefSeq and is a predicted model, not a curated record. Lineage: Eukaryota; Metazoa; Chordata; Actinopteri; Cypriniformes; Leuciscidae.
AAACACUUUAAGAGCAGAGUCAGGACAGCGGGUCUGAACUCCUGUGAAUGACAGACGUGCAGCAGACGGAUACUAAUCUCUCCAGAGUUCAACUCGGCUGUCUGGAAUGAUGGGUGACGUUCAGUUUGUUACAGGGUCUCAUGUCUCCAAGACGACUAUGACUCUAGGACGAGCUUCCCCAAACAAAGAGCCCCCUGUUUUUACCCUCCCGCCACAUAAUACCCGCAUCUGCCAAGGGGGUACCGCACGCCUUGAAGGGAAGGUACGUGGAUUUCCAGAGCCCCAGGUCUGCUGGUUUAGGAAUGGUAAGCUGCUGAUAGCAGGGGAUCAUUAUUCUAUGGAACAAAGUGCUCGUGGAACCUUUAGUCUGGUGGUCCAGGAAGUCCAGGAUGACGAUAGAGGACGUUACACCUGUGAAGCUGUCAAUGAUGCUGGGAGCUGCCAGGUUACCGUAGAGAUCGUUGUGGAAGGAAAUGCUGUGAAAAAAUACAGUCUUCCUUCCUCCAACAGAGCAGGCAGAUCCAUGGGUGUUCCUGCAGUUGAGAAUAGACCCAGUAUCUGGGGUGAAAGCCCCCCAAAAUUUGUGACUAAACCUUCUCGCCUGUAUCUCAAAGUUGGACAGAGUGGCAAAUUCUCUGCCAAGAUCACAGGGCGACCCCAGCCACUGGUGCAGUGGUGUAAGGGAGAAGAUAAGAUCCAGCCAUCGGAUCACUAUAACAUGUUUGAGAGAUCAGGAAUGCAUUUCCUGGAGAUUCGCCAUGUGUGCUCAGAGGACGCUGGCCUGUACACCUGUCUGGUGGCCAACAGUGCUGGGAAAGCCUCUGCAACUGCUGAACUCAUUGUACAAGAUGGAGACACUGAGACAGCCAUCGUUCCCAAACGAUUUCAGGAUCCGGCCAAGCACAGCACCAACGGUCUUGACAUUGAACAAAAAACCUCUAGCACAUCUGUCCGCACCGUAACUACAGAAACAUGCACACCACUGUCCACUACCAUUGUAGCCAGUGUUCCCGUCAUGACCAGAGCUGACACACCAAAAAUAACAUCAACCCUAUCCUCACAACCCAUCAGCAAAUCCACAGAUGGAAGAUCACCAGCCAGUGACAAGACAUCAAACUUUGUCAAUGUAAGAAAUCAAAACAUUGUAAAGAUUGAGUCACAUGGCACGAAGAGAGUUUCGGAUAGGUUCAGAGCUCCAGGACAGAUGCCUGAACCAUCACGAGUGGAGUCCAGCAGAGACAAAAGCCAACAAACCAGAGAGAGCAACGUGGAUGUUCUAGAAACUCUCCCAAGUUUUGACUAUCAGCCUCAGAGCCAAGAGGUCAUGCAGGGAGAAAAGGUCACUUUCAGAUGCCAAGUGUCUGGGUCUCCAGUGCCAACAGUGAGCUGGGUGAAAGAUGGUGCUCCUCUCAGACAGACAUCAGGCGUCAGCACACGUCAGGAGGGCAGUCUGCAUGUCCUGUGUCUGGAGAACGCUCACAUUACUGACACGGGACAGUAUGGCUGCACUGCUACCAACAAAAAAGGAAAGACUGCAGUCCACUGGAGUCUGACUGUCAAGCGUGCGAGGGUGGAAGCUAAAGCCCCGGUGUUCAGCUCUACGCUGAAAGACUGUUCGGUAUCAGAGGGACAGGACUUUAUCCUGCAGUGUUCAGUAGAGGGUAGACCACUGCCCGAGAUCUCCUGGAUGCACAAUGAUAAGCCCAUUCCAUAUUCCCACACCAUGUUUGAGAAUAGUAAGGCUCAGCUGAAAGUUCAGGCAGCUGUUUUGGAGGAUGCAGGAGUGUAUUCAUGUGUAGCAGUGAAUGAUCAUGGCAGAGCUGUGUGUACAGCUUGUGUGCUGGUUACAGCUAAGCAAAGUGUUAAGAGGUCUGCUGCUCAUUCUGUGACUGAUGUGAGGAGACCGUCUGCCCCGGUGUUCCUCAAAGGUCUGCAGGAUCUCAGAGUCAUGGAUGGCAGUCAGGUGACCAUGACCGUGGAGGUGUCAGGUAAUCCUGCCCCUGAGGUGGUCUGGCUGCAUAAUGGAAAAGAGAUUCAAGAGUCAGAGGAUUUUCACUUUGAGAAGAAGGGCUGUCAGUAUACUCUCUUCAUACAGGAAGUGUUUCCUGAAGACACAGGCACAUACACCUGUGAGGUGUGGAAUGAAGCUGGAGACGCUCGGACUGAAGCCUCACUGACUGUGCAAGAGCCUCAAGAUGGAGUUCAGCCCUGGUUCAUCACUAAAACCAAGUCCUCUACCGCCUCUCUGGGUCAACACGCUCUACUCUCUUGUGCCAUCGCUGGUGACCCCUUCCCAGAAUUCCUCUGGAUGAAGGAAGGGCAGGUAAUAUCUGGAAGCGGUGACUUUGAGAUCCUACAGAAGGAGGAUGUAGUCUCACUGCUCAUCAGGAAAGUGAAGACCCAUCAUGCUGGAAACUAUGAGAUUCUUCUGAAGAAUAAAGUAGGAGAGUGCAGGUCAGUGGCCACUCUGCACGUCAGCGAGGACCCCAUGUUGGCUGGUGACGAUUCUCAUAAGCACCGAGGGGUGGAGAGGACUCCACCAGGCAGGGGAGGACAUCCAGAGACUCCCAGCCCUGCAACGUCGUGCUCUGAGCCACUCUGGGACCUCAACAGUCAGACAGGUCAGAAAGAAGAGGAGGGGUCUGCCACCCUUGGGCUUCUAAAACGGCGUGUAGAGACAAAGGAACACAGAGAAGACCAAAUCCGACAGCAGGAGGCCGAACAGAUUGACUUCCGAACUGUGCUCGGCCGCAAGGUCAACACCAAGAGCGUCUCUGAGGAAGACCUGAAGGAGAUCACGGCCGAGCAGAUGGACUUCAGGGGGAACCUUCAACGGCAGAUCAAGCCCAAGACGCUGACGGAAGAGGAACGUAAAGUCAACUCUCCACAACAGGUGGACUUCAGAGCAGUGCUGGGAAAGAAAGGAACCCCAGGCCCCAAACCUGGCCCUGGAUCCUUAGUGAAAACACAACCCAACAAAAAUGAAGCUGUUGACUUUAGAUCAGUGUUAGCCAACAAGAAAAAACAACCAAGCCAGGACAGGAAUGGAGAAAGCCACGGUGAUAAAGACACCAGAGGAAAGGACAAUGACGUGAAUUGUGUGGAUGGAGGGAGAAAAGAGAAAACAAAUUCAGUUGGGAAAAAAGAGCCCUUUUUUACAGAGAAACUGGUUGACGUGACGGUAUUGGAUGGGGAACGUUUGCAUCUACAGUGCCAACUUUCAUCUGAGUCUCCCGCUAAAGUGACAUGGACGCUUGAUGGAAAACUCAUCAAACCAUCCAAAUUCAUCGUCAUUACUUACGAGGGUGGUCUGUGCUCUCUAUCCAUUGAUAAAGCUCUACCUGAGGAUGAAGGAGAAUUUGUGUGCAGGGCAGAGACAAAUGAGGGAAAAGCAGAAUGUUCCUGCAUGGUCCUUGUGGAUGAAUGUCUGUGUUCAGAUCCCAGUGUCUCCACGCCAGCUGAUAAGCGGAGCAGGAAGCCCUCUACCCCGACCACAGAGAGUGAGGCUAAAAUAAAGAAACCCCCACCCAAAACACUGGCUAAACAAGGUGCUCCUCCUCAGAUCCUGCAGUUCCCUGAUGAUAUGAAGAUCUUGGCGGGCCAGGAGGUCAGUCUGCUGUGUAAGUUCACUGGAGCGCUGCCCAUCAGCUGCACCUGGCUCAAGUUCCGCAAACCAAUUCAGGAAGGUCAGGGCAUCUCAGUAUUAAGCACAGACAGCAGCAGUCAGCUGACCAUCACAGAAGGACAGCAGGAGCACUGCGGAUGCUACACCAUCGAAAUCAGGAACAGCUACGGCUUGAGACAGGCCGCCCUCAACCUCACUAUAGUCGAUAAGCCUGACCCCCCUGCCCGCGUCCCAGCAGCCUCAGAUAUCCGUAAAUCCAGCCUUACUCUGUCCUGGUAUGGGCCGACAUACGACGGGGGCUGUGCUGUCCAUUCCUACAACGUGGAGCUGUGGAACUCUGUGGACAUGAAGUGGACAGAUCUGGCGUCCUGUAACAGCACCUCUUAUAACGUACAGAACCUGCUUCCAGACAGACAGUACAAGUUUCGAGUGAGAGCUGUAAAUAUCUAUGGUGUCGGGGAGCCUAGUGCCGAGUCUGUGCCGGUGCAGGUGGGACUGGAGGCCGAAGAGGGAAAUAAAGAAGAUGAAGUUGAGCCCUCAGAUGAUGAAGAGAAGGCAAACUACAGAAACGUGAUGAUCAAGACAGAUGUAAAAGUGAAGGACCUUUAUGAUGUGGAAGAACGACUGGGCACAGGAAAAUUCGGGACUGUUUUCAAACUGAUAGAAAAGGCCACUAAGAAGGUUUGGGCUGGGAAAUUCAUAAAGGCAUAUUCUGUUAAAGAAAAAGAAAAUGUCAGACAGGAAAUUGCAAUCAUGAAUGACCUGCAUCACUCAAAGCUUGUGCAGUGUGUCGAUGCUUUUGAAGGAAAGACAGACAUCGUAAUGGUGUUGGAAAUGAUUUCUGGAGGGGAACUGUUUGAGCGGAUAAUAGAUGAGGACUUUGAGCUUACAGAGAGAGAGGUGAUCAAAUACAUGCUUCAGAUUGUGGAUGGAGUAAAUUUCAUCCAUAAGAAAGGCAUUGUCCACCUGGACCUCAAACCUGAGAACAUCAUGUGUGUCAAUAAGACCGGCAGCAAAAUCAAACUAAUUGACUUUGGACUGGCACGCAGACUUGAGAAUGCUGGAUCUCUGAAAGUCCUUUUUGGCACCCCAGAGUUUGUGGCUCCAGAGGUGAUUAAUUACGAGGCCAUCAGUUACACUACAGACAUGUGGAGUAUAGGAGUUAUCUGCUACAUCCUUGUCAGUGGUUUGUCUCCCUUCAUGGGGGACAAUGAUAUUGAGACGCUGUCUAAUGUGACCUCUGCGACGUGGGACUUUGAAGACGAUGCAUUUGAUGAGAUCUCAGACGAGGCCAAAGACUUUAUCAGUAACCUGCUGAAGAAAGACAUGAAAGCACGUCUGACCUGCGAUCAGUGUUUCCAGCACCCAUGGCUCAAACAGGACACCUCCAUCAUGGAGGCCAAGAAGCUUUCUAAAGAGAGGAUGAAGAAGUAUAUUCUGAGAAGAAAGUGGCAGAAAACAGGACAUGCGGUACGAGCUAUUGGUCGACUGUCUAACAUGGCAUUGAUGGCAGGGGUUCAUGCCAAAAAGGGUUCCCCCACUGAAGAGGACAAACAGUUUUCCGCUGAAUUGGAGCAGAAGACUCUAAUGAAACCCACGUUCAGCACUGUUAUUAAAGACGUCGAGGUGGUGGAGGGCAGCGCUGCUCGAUUCGACUGCAAAAUUGAAGGUUAUCCUGACCCAGAGGUGGUGUGGUAUAAGGAUGACCAGCCGAUAAAAGAGACCCGCCAUUUUCAGAUUGAUUAUGAUGAAGAUGGAAACUGCAGUCUGGUCAUUUCUGAGGUCAACGGUGAUGAUGACGCAAAGUACACCUGCAAGGCCAUGAACAGCAUCGGGGAGGCCAUUUGCACCGCCGAACUCCUCGUUGAGGUCAUGGGAGGAGAGGAGGAGGAGGAGGAGGAGGAGGAAGAAGAAUAGAAGACAAUCUCGUUUGCCAUGUUUCUUUCUUUUUCACGUGGUCCUUUUAUUCUCACUGUCUUUUGGACUUCCAGAUGAUGACAAUGAUGAUGAGGAUAAUGAAGACCUCUGAUCACCUUUUGCUGCAUUUCCUUUAUUGCACUUCCAAUUUGUUCUUUUUGUAUUUAUGCAACAGCCAGAGUCAGAUAUUCUUAGAUUCAGAUUUGUUAGUCACAUGGCUUUAAAGGGAUAGUUCACCCAAAAAUGAAAAUUAGCUUAGAUGUACAUUACAUUCUUCUUUCAGACGAAUACAA